AUGUCGAACCGUUAUUCGGUCUUCUCCACGCAGUCCGCGGGUCUCUCCGCCGGACCCAGACCACAACAUGGAACUCAGGUCUCAACAACAACAUUAUUGAAUGCUCUCCAUUCUUUUUAUACUGCGGGUCAACCAUAUCAACUAGACUCAGCAACGAGCUUGGUUGUGAAUACAUGGGUGACCGCAGCAACCACUUUACCCGAUGGGCGAACUGGCGCCACGGUCGACCGUGACCUGGCUAUCAGAGCUUGGGAACAUGCUCGACGCCGGGCCGAGGAUGGCUGUGUUGUGCUAGGCGCUCUCCAUCAAUCCACACCCUCAUUGCUAGAACCGUUUAUCGCGGCGAUCCCAGUGGAAACACCCGAGAUAGCUCUGAUCGCGCUCUCCGCUCUACGACCCUUCCUCACUGCUGUCACCUCGUUCAACCCAUCCUACUUUCUUCAUUCGGCUUUGGCCGCCACUUACACCUUAUCUUUGCAAGGAUCUGUCGUUGGCCUCUCCCUGGCCUUGUCCACCUCCGGCAUCAAUGUGCGCAAGGGUCUUCUGGAAAUCCAGCCCGACACCGGCUACCGUGCAUUUGAUGCCUUCUACUAUCUCCUCACCUCUUCAUCGACAGCUGCGGAGCGUGAAUUUUUGGACUUGAAAGACCCCGCUGCGUAUACGUUGCUCAACCGAUCAAAUACAUAUGAUCCUCCACACUAUCUACCCACAGCCGACGAUGCUGCUGCAGCAGAAGACUUCCGUGCUUCCUUGAAAGCCAUUGGCAUCAAAGGUGCUGCUCAGCGAGGUUUGCUAUCAGUCCUUGCUGGUCUCCUUAAGCUCGGCAAUGCAGUCGGGUUCGAGGUGGACCAGGAAGAGCUAGAAGAGGUCUGCGAGGAUGCUGGGGGUCUUCUGGGAAUUGAUCCAGAAAUUCUUCUUCAUACAUGCUCCACUGAUGAGCGGGAAGUGCUGAUCGCCGGGAUAUACGAGGCGCUGGUCGAUUGGGUCAUCGGCAAAGCAAAUGAGGCCAUCACAGCUGACAUUCAGGUUGCAUUGGAAAAUGAUUCUAGCAACGGGGGUGCAGCACAAUGGUCAAGCGACGACACAGUCAACCUGACUGUAAUCGAUAUUCCACGACCGGCCCUCGGCAAAGCGAUCAUGAUGAGAGGCAUCUUCGAUGAUAGUCUCGGUCUCAACGCUGAAAUGAAGGAUGAUGGAAUUCCUCUCCCUUCCAUCGGAGCUUCUGUCAUUAGUGAGAUGAACUCUGCAGUGACCCAGGUCGAACCAGACCUCAAUAUCACCACAGGCCUUGCCGGGCGAGAACGCGAACACGAUCUCGACAAGCGGCAGGGGGUACUGGAAAAGAUUGGCGUCGAACUUGAGAUGGACGCUUUUCUGCGACGCAUUCUAUUCCCUGUUGAUACCGAAGGUAUCUCGGUGGGAAAACGCGGCCGGUUCGAUCUUGCCACUACGCUCAACAGUAGCCGUGUCUGGUACCACCUCUCUCUCCAUCCGACUGAUGACAUGCCGGAGCAGCUCGCGUCAUCGGCACCUACAGCGUGGUCUGCCGGUGCAGUCUCCCGCCAAUUACGAGACUGGCGACUCCCGGAAUGGGCCAACCGUCGUUUGAAGCAACUCGAUUUCACCGCCGAUUUCGACGUGGAAGAGUUUGUCGGUCGGUAUGCACGACUCGGUUGCGCCGAGGGCCAGGAUGGUGUUGAAAACUGGAUCAUCGAGAGAGGAUGGAGCAAUGGCGAUGCGGUCGUCGGUGAACAGCGCGUAUGGAUGCGCGAGGGGGCAUGGUGGGAAGCAGAGAGUAUGCUGGAUCUCAAGCCAGAAGAAACCCAUGUGAAUCCCUUCAUGUACGGCCCUGCGUUGUACGAGGCCGGCUUCACCCCAGAAGGCACUGCCAUCCAGGAAAAUUCCAACCUUCUUGGCAUGCCACCUGGCGGGGCCAUAGCCCCGAGUGUGAUGGGCGGUGCGAAGUCCAUUGCGCCCAGUGCACCAUUCACCAACGCUGCCAAUGCCGGUGACUACGGCCUGGGUCGGAAAGGUGAUGACAAGAAAGGAGACAUUGCAUACUACGACGAAUAUGGCCGGUACAUCGGCGAAUUCGAUCCUGAGUUUGGUGAUCCCAAGCACAUUGAGAAGAAAACCAUUACCUGGAGCCGUCGACUCUGGGCUGGUUUCGUCUGGGCGAUGACCUUCUGGAUUCCUUCCUUCGUGCUUCGAUACGUUGGCCGCAUGAAACGCCCAGAUGUCCGCCUAGCCUGGCGAGAAAAGCUCGUCCUUGUAUUUUUGAUUCUGCUGUUCAACGGAAUUGUCUGCUUCUAUAUCAUCGCCUUCGGCGACCUUCUCUGUCCCAACAAGAACAAAGUCUGGAAUCAGAAGGAGGUUGGCUGGCACACAGAUGAUAAUAAUUUCUUUGUCGGUAUCCACGGCCGUGUUUACGACAUCAGCAAGUUCUGGCGCACGCAGCACAGUGACAUGACUGGAUAUGAGACAAACACGGACAACAUGCGCCCAUUUGGAGGACAGAUUCUUGACGACUAUUUCCCCCCUCCUCUUAACCGCUAUUGUGCCCCACUUGUUAAGUCUGAUACGAUCACCUUGAGGCACAACAAGACAGACGCUAUCGAAUAUCCUAUGGCCGAGCACAAAUCGGGGAAACAGUCAUUAGUCCCCGACACAGCACUCCACAAGGCCACCUGGUAUGAAAAUAAAUUCUUGCCAAAGAUCGGUACAUACUACAAGGGCGACCUGGUUUGGACAAGGGAUACCAUCAAGAAGCAGGCAGACGCAGAUUCUCGCUACUGGGUUAUCAAGGACCAAAAGGUGUACGACUUGACGGACUACUUCCAUACAUUAAAAGAGAUGAACAAUCUCGACCAAUACAACUGGCUACCGGCAUCUGUGACUACUCUCUUCAAGAACAACAUGGGCGAGGAUGUCACCGACAAAUGGCAGGACACAGUGGACUUCAGGGAUGCCCAAACAUGUCUCGACUUUGUCUUCUACAAGGGCAAGGUUGAUUUCCGCGACAGUGCACGAUGCACAGUCAACAACUGGAUCCUGCUCACCUUCACCAUUCUCAUCUGCAUUGUCAUCCUAGUCAAAUUCCUGGCAGCUCUGCAGCUGGGGUCCAAACGUCGGCCCGCGCCUCAGGACAAAUUCGUCAUCUGCAUGGUUCCCGCAUACACUGAGGGCGAGAACGAUCUCCGAAAAGGUCUUGAUUCUCUGACUGCCUUGCAGUACGACAACAAGAGAAAGCUGAUCUUUGUCAUCUGUGAUGGUAUGAUUGUUGGUGGCGGAAAUGACCGCCCCACCCCCAAGAUCGUUCUGGACAUUCUCGGGGUUGAUCCUAAGAUGGACCCGCCGGCACUGCCAUGCAAAUCUCUCGGUCAAGGAAGUGAGCAGCUGAACUACGGCAAGGUUUACUCUGGUCUCUAUGAGUAUGAAGGCAAUGUCGUGCCCUACAUUGUGGUCGUCAAAGUUGGCAAGGAAUCCGAGCAGCGCAAGUCCAAACCUGGCAAUCGUGGCAAGCGAGACACGCAGGUCCUUCUUAUGCAAUUCUUGAACCGCGUCCAUCACCGCUCACCUAUGUCACCCCUUGAACUCGAAAUGUUCCACCAAAUCAACAAUGUCAUCGGUGUGGAUCCAGAGCUGUAUGAGUACUGUCUCAUGGUAGACGCAGAUACCACUGUCAGGGAGGAUUCUCUGAAUCGUUUGGUCGCUGCGUGUGCAGCAGAUGCCAAGAUCGCCGGCAUUUGCGGCGAGACUAGUCUUCAGAACGAGGAACGUAGUUGGUGGACGAUGAUUCAGGUUUACGAAUACUACAUCUCGCAUCACCUGGCUAAGGCGUUUGAGUCGCUCUUCGGCAGUGUUACCUGUCUUCCUGGAUGUUUCACCAUGUACCGCCUUCGAACUGCAGACAAAGGACGUCCUCUGAUCAUCUCGGACAAAGUCAUUCACGAUUACGCUGACAAUGAUGUUGACACCCUCCACAAGAAGAACCUCCUCUCUCUUGGUGAGGAUCGGUACCUGACGACCAUCAUGACCAAACACUUCCCGUCGAUGUCAUACAAGUUUAUUCCUGAUGCCUACGCAAGCACAGCCGCCCCUGAGACCUGGAGUGUGCUUAUGUCGCAGAGACGCCGCUGGAUCAACUCCACAAUUCACAACCUGGUUGAACUGGCAGCUUUGGAAGACCUGUGCGGUUUCUGCUGUUUCAGUAUGCGUUUCGUCGUUCUUGUCGAUUUGGUGGGAACCCUGAUCCUUCCUGCGACCUGCGUAUACCUCACCUACCUGAUCUACCUAGUUGCUAGCAAUACUGGUCCCUUCCCUAUGAUCUCGAUUAUUAUGCUGGCUGGUGUAUAUGGUCUGCAAGCGAUCAUCUUCAUUGUCAAACGGCAGUGGCAACACAUUGGAUGGAUGAUCAUCUACCUUCUUGCGUACCCGAUCUACAACUUCAUCCUGCCGCUGUAUGCCUUCUGGAAACAGGACGAUUUCGGAUGGGGUACCACCCGUGUCGUCAUUGGCGAGAAGGGCGACAAGCGAGUCAUCGCUGUAGAAGAUGAGCCCUUUGAACCACGCAGCAUCCCACUCCAGCGCUGGGAUGACUAUGCCAUGGCCAAUAACCUCCCUGGCCGCCGCGGCGACCUCACGGCUAGCCAGGAGAAGAUAUACGCCACUGGCCGGUACGACGACAUGGCUAUGGAGAUGGAUGACCUGCACUCACAGUACUCAUCCGUCAAGCCAGCCUCCACCAUUCUAACCGGAUUCCCGGGCCACGGCCGCCACCAACCUUACAUGCCCCCACAGUCGCCCGCACCCUUCGUCGGCGGCAACAUUCCCGGCAACCGCAACUCGCACAUGUCAAACUUCUCCCGCUACACGGAUAUGCCGCAGAUGAGCGCUCACAUGGGUGGCCACUCUGCCCAGGCUUCCCGGCACAUGUCCAUGGGUGGCCUCAGCGCUUACCAGGACAACCAGAUGGCCUCGAGCAGACACAGCCUCGGCAUGAUGCAGAGCAGCGAUAACCUCCUCGGCAAUGCUGGCUCUCGCAGCCCCCUGCCUCAGUACCCCUCUCGACCCGCCAGCACCGCCUUUGAUUUCCGUGCUGGCAGUGGGCCCGAUGAGCUUGCCAUCACCGAGGCAAUCCGCAGCUGCCUGGCCGAGGUUGAUUUAGAUACUGUCACCAAAAAGCAGGUCCGCGUUCUCGUCGAACAACGCCUGCAAACCUCGCUCACGGGCGACAAGCGAGCCUUCCUAGACCGACAGAUCGACCAGGAAUUGGCUAACAUGUGA
Messenger RNA from Penicillium concentricum, 5286 nucleotides. It is a transcript of the gene csmB, whose product is annotated as putative chitin synthase. The transcript is spliced from 4 exons. The record is from RefSeq and is a predicted model, not a curated record. Bases 1 to 5286 code for a protein of 1761 amino acids. Gene Ontology annotation, molecular function: ATP binding; cytoskeletal motor activity; chitin synthase activity. NCBI's taxonomy places the organism in Eukaryota, Fungi, Ascomycota, Eurotiomycetes, Eurotiales, Aspergillaceae. Gene Ontology annotation, cellular component: cell periphery; cell septum; myosin complex.